Brassica rapa (field mustard) is the source of this 9125-nucleotide messenger RNA. Its product is annotated as probable serine/threonine protein kinase IRE3. NCBI's taxonomy places the organism in Eukaryota, Viridiplantae, Streptophyta, Magnoliopsida, Brassicales, Brassicaceae. The record is from RefSeq and is a predicted model, not a curated record. Gene Ontology annotation, molecular function: ATP binding; protein serine/threonine kinase activity. Gene Ontology annotation, biological process: peptidyl-serine phosphorylation; intracellular signal transduction.
AUUAAAUAGAUGCAGUAUUAAAAAAUGCAUAUGCUAUAUAUGUAUAAAUUACUAUAGAUUUUUUGCUUCGAGUUUCUGAAAUUAUGUUUACUUUUCUUUUCGUCUACACUACUUUCCUUUUGCAUUUUCUUAAGUCGUGAGUUGAAAAGGGGAGAGAGAUUGGAGAGACGAUUUGUGUAUGGCUGUUAUCCCAUUAAUUUUUGUCACACAUUAAUUUUAAAGUCUAUUUAAUUUAGUGAGAUUAUAUAUUCGAAUCACAAAUUAAAUUAGAUUUAAUUUAAUAUAAAUAAAAUAUUUGAGUCACCAAUUAAGUUAUUUCUGUUUAAAGUAUAUGUAAUUCCAUUUAAUUAAAUAUCUGAAUCCCAAAUAAACUUAUUUUCAUUUUAACUAUUUUAAUUAAAUUUAAAUUAAAUAUUUGUCACUGAUUAAGUUGUUUUCAUUUAAAGUUUAUUUCAAUCAAUUUAAAUAAUGUGAAUCUCCUAAAUAGCCUCUUUUUAUUUUUCACUUUCUAAAAUAGAACCCAAAAAUCAAAAUGACCAUAAUAUGUUUUACUAAGAGGUUAGAUGACGAUUAUAUUCUUAUUUAUUAUUGUAAUUAAUUAUUUAUUGAAUAUAAAAAAUUAAACAAAUAUUUUAAAAUUUUAAAAUAAUAAAACUGAAAGAUAUUUUUGAUUUUUAUCAAAAUUAUAUUCACAAUUUCCUUUUUUCUUUAAUUAUAUUUGUUUUUUAAAAGAAAUUUGAAGACUUUCCUGAACAUAUAUGAUAUUUUCCUAAAUUUCUAAUUUUUUAAAUUAACGAAUGUCUUCAUAAAUGUGUAAAUAUACUUUUUGAAUGUACAAUUUAUGUUUAUCUAUGUAGAUAUUCCUAAAUGUAUACGUCAUCCUUCUGAAUUUGAUUUAUAUGAAUAUUUAGGAAAAUAUUAUUCAAUUUAUGACAUCUCUCGAGAAUUGACAAAGUUGUUUUUAAAAAUUUAUAAUAUAUUUUAUAAAAUUAGAUAUCAAAUCCAUGAAGAUCUUCCAAAAACUGUAAGAAGGUGGUAUAGAUAUUUAGAAAUAUCUUAUAUAUAUAUAUAUAUACAUUUAUGAAAGUUUUUCAAAUUUUUAUGAAGAUAUUAUACAUAGUUAUCAAUAUUUUUAAAUAUAGGAAGAUAUCCUACAUAUUUGACAAUACCUUAUCAAUUUUAGGAAGAUACUAUACUUAUUAAGGAAGAUAUCAUAUAUAUUCAAGAAGGUCUUCCACAAACCUUUUUAAGAAAAAAUUGUUUCCUAAGAAAUUUUCCUCCCUAAAAAAAAGAGCUUCAAUUGUUUUUGAAUUUUUUUAUGAAAUAAAAAAAAUUCUAAGUAUUAAAAAAAAUUAUUUGGAUAUUUAUUUUGUGUUGAAAACAUUUUAGUGCUAUCUUAAUGUAUUUUCUCACUAAAAAAUAUCUAUGAAAGUUUUGCUUGUUGCAGUCUUUAUCAAACUUAUCGGUAGAAACUAUACUUUGUACUACUUAUGCAUUUUAAUUUGAAAGUUUUUUUACAAAAAAAAUAAUAUCUAUGAAAGUAUUUUUUAGUUGCAUAUCGAGUCACUUAUAAAAUUAAAUUAUAAUUAAUAUGAACUUGAAUUAAAAAACACACACCCAAAUAUGCAGUGAUGACAUUGUUAUUGAUGGAUAAAUUUCAUAUGGAUUUAAAAUGUUCUUAAGUAAAAAAUUAAUUAUAAAAAUAUUAUGUAUAUAGUUACUGGAAAUUAUCUGGUAAAAUAAAAUAUUAUAAAAUUUUAUAAUAAUGUAUUUUAAUUUGUUAUGAAUGUACUACUUCACUAGCAAUUAUCAUUUAUCUCUAAUUUAUAUCGGUUUAUUUAGUUUAUAAAUGUUGACAAUAAAAGUAAGAAGAUCCAACUAAAUUCUUAUCUCCAGUUUAAUUAUAAAUUAUUUAUUAACUUGAUAAAUAAUAUUUCAACGGUCAUAAUAUGUCUUAAAUUAGUUUAUUUUAAUACUUUAAAAUAAAGUAUAUAUUAAUUUCACUCAAAAUCAUCAGUUAUUAAUUAAAAUUAUAUUUUGUCAAUAAUAAAUUCACUUUUAAAAUUUAUCUUAAUUAAUGUUUAAGCUUAUUAUCACCGUUAAACUUUAAAAAUCUUAAAAUAUUAUCAAAUCAAAGUUAGUUAGUUUAAUAAUAUAAAUAUAAAUUAAAUAACAGGCAAUCAGAACUAUAAUUUUUAUUUUUCUUAUUGUUGGCACCAAAUUAUAACUUUAGAACCCACAUUUAUCUCAAAUGUCGGUUUAUAUAUUGUUCAUUUACUUUAAAAAUGGUGAUAACAAAAGCAAAAACAUCCAACAAUAAAAUAUUUAUCUUUGAAAUAGAUUUAUGAACUAUCUAUUUAUUUAUUAAAUACCAAAAAAAAAAAUCCAAUAGCAAUAGUCUAUCUUUAAAUUAAUUAAGAUUAAUAAUUUAAGUAUAAACAAAAUAUGCGUACAAUGUCAUGCAAAAUAUUUAUAUAUUAAUAAAAUUAUAUUUUUGUCAAAAAUUAAUCACUCCAAAAACUAUAUUAAAUUCACUUUUAAAAUAUAUAUUAAAAAUAUAUUAAUUUUAUUUUUACCGUUAAUUUUUAAAAAGAAAUCUCAGCCAUAACAGUAACUCCAAAAUUAGCUAUUUAUAAUAAUUCAAAUACAAACAAAAUAUAGUGUGCUAAAUCUUGGAAUAUUAAUCCAUUCCUUAUUUUGCAAGCCAAUUAUAACUUGACAACCCACACUAAAUUCAUCUCUGGGAUUAUUAACCCUCUUGAAAAUCUGACAAAUGUCGUAUCUAAUCUACUCAUUUUAUGCAAAUCAGCAUAAGAACAAUGAUGUCCAUUAGUCUUUAAUCCUAUAGAAAAUCUAGUGAUUGUGUAAUCUACUCCACUCAUUUUAUGCAUAUAUAUGCAGAAAACGAAGCCUGUCGUCAUUAAGUUGAAAGUGAUCGUAAAACAUUUGUUUAAUCGUAUAAACUAAGGUUUACGUCCUCGACAGGUUUUUGGGAAAAUCAGAUAUGGUGUUCAAGAAACUGAGGAGGCUCUUCUCUUCCUCGAAGAAGGUCGAAAGCGCCAACACUCCGGCGAAUUCUCCUAGCGAAUCCGACGAUAGGGAACGAAGAUCCAAUCGGAUACUUGGCUUCGCCGCAGUUUUAAUAGCGUUCGCGAAGAAGCAUUGCAAACGAGCUGAAACGUCUACCCUGGGUUUGAAUCGGAGGUCCCUCCGGGUGACGCUGGAAGCUUGCUUCAGCUUUAGGAAUGAUGAAGCAACUCCGGAGUUGAAUACUCAUCAGGACUCGGAUACUACAUCCAACGUAUCACCUUGCGACUUGGGCACACCUGAGAAUCCAAAGGAGCUAGAACCCCCUCGUUAUCAAGCCUUACUUAACAUGACCAGUGCUCCAAGAAAGUGGUUUUCUGGUGACAAAAAGAGCUUUUCUCAUGAGUUGAAUGCGGAAGGAGUAAGACCUUUUCCAUUAAGGAAGCCUCAUAGGUCGAACAGCUGGGAGGAAGUAUUGAAUCAUAUCAAGGCCAAAUUUAAUAAAGCAAAGGAAGAAGUGAAUGUCGACCUUAUACAAUUUUCUGAGGACUUGCUUGGAAUCUCAAAGGAAAAUAAUCAUGAGUUGAAGGUUAUAACUGGAGACUUAAUGAUUUUGACACUGAAAUGUACCAGUGCUAGUUCAGGAAAGUUCUGGCUUCAAUGUGAGAGGAUAGUUCGAGAGUUAGAUGAUAAACGGCAGGAGCUUGCCCCUGGUGUUCUCAAGCAGCUUCAUACUCGCUUGCUGUUUAUUCUUACCAGAUGUACUAGAUUACUUCAGUUUCGCAAGGAAGGUUGGAGGCAGGAGGAAGAUUUCGAACAACUAAGUCACUCAAGACUUCUCUCUUCUUCGUACAAUGAAACUUCUUGGAAUAGACUUCCAUCUAUAGUGUCGAAAGGUGUAAAAGAAGCUGCAGUAUCAAUUAUUUGUCGUAUAUGCGAGGAGGAUGUUCCCACCACCCACCUGGAAGUUCACUCUAAAUUAUGUGAAUUGGCUGAUAGAUAUGAUCACAAGGGUGCGAGUGUUGAUGCGCGGCUGGCGAGAGUUGCUUCGACUCUUAUUAGUAUCAUUAACUUUAGGCUAAGUGACUGCUCCCAAGACGACAUGCUAGACUGUUUCGGUGAUCAAGGCAUGACUACUACUUCAUCUGCCAGUAACAUGACUCCUAGAUCCCCUAGACCCAAUCCAUUUGAAUUGUUAGGAGGCAAGGCUACAUUCUAUGACCGGUAUGAUAUUCCACUGAUGACUGCACUUUCUAACAUUGCAAGACGAGCAGCAGAAGCCAUAUCACAUGAUGAUAAAUCCAUGACGAUCUUAUAUUCUUGUCUUCGUGACUUGAAGGUUACCGUAGACCGCAGAGAUUUUGCUGCGCUUACAGUAGAAACUUUCGGGACACGCAUAGAAAAGUUGAUACGUGCUAAGUAUCUUCAGCUGAACGAGAUUCUGGAUGAUGAAAAAGUUGACCUGUCAAGCACCGUAAUUGAUGAAGAUGUUCUUUUGGAAGAUGAUGUUGAACGCAGUUUGAGGAUCAGAUCAGUACAUCUGCGGGACCGCAUAUCCAUAGAUGAUUUUGAGGUGAUAAAAGAAAUUAGUCGAGGAGCUUAUGGGAGAGUUCUUUUGGCUAAAAAGAGAGCAACAGGAGACUUAUUUGCAAUUAAGGUUCUGAAGAAGGCAGAUAUGAUCCGCAAGAAUGCUGUUGAAAGAAUACAUGCUGAACGAGAUAUUUUGAUCAACGUCCGCAAUCCCUUUGUCGUUCGAUUCUUCUAUUCUUUUACUUGUCGCGAAAACCUGUAUCUUGUGAUGGAGUACGUGAAUGGGGGUGAUGUUUUUUCAAUGUUAAAACUUAUUAGCAUGGAUGAAACUGUUGCCCGUGUAUACAUUGCCGAAGUUGUCCUAGCUUUGGAAUAUUUACACUCUGAGGGUGUUGUGCAUCGUGAUUUGAAACCUGACAAUAUAUUGAUUGCACAUGAUGGUCAUGUUAAGUUGACAGAUUUUGGGCUCUCUGAAGUUGGUCUCAUCGACAGCACCGGUGAUCUCUCUGGUCCAAAAGUGCCAACAUCGGAGCAUAAGUCUGAAAGGCGAGAUAUGGCUGGCACUCCUGACUACAUGGCGCAAGAAAUUCUUCUGGGGACAGGACAUGGUGCAACUGCGGAUUGGUGGUCUGUUGGCGUCAUUUUGUUUGAAUUCAUUGUGGGAAUUCCGCCCUUCAAUGCUGAUAGUCCUGAGCAAGUAUUUGAUAAUAUUAUCAACCGGAGAAUACCAUGGCCUAGUGAUCCAGAGCAGAUGAUGAGCUAUGAAGCCCGUGAUUUGAUAGAUCGGUUAUUAACGAAAGAUCCUCAUCAGAGACUUGGAGCUAGAGGGGCGGCUGAGGUCAAGCAGCACAUCUUCUUUAAAGACAUAAACUGGGACACUCUACCAAAGCAGAAGGCUCCAUUCGUGCCGGAAACAGAAGAUGCUCUUGACACAACUUACUUCCUUAGUCGCUACGCUUCGGAUAAGCGAUCUUCUCCAACCAAUGAGAAUGGAAAGUCUUGUGAAAGUGGCAGCAGUGGUUGCCUCAGCAACGAUCACAACGAUGGGGUUGAUGAACGUUGCGGACCUGCAGAGUUGGAAACUAAUGUUUCGGAAAAUAACCCAUUUGAUAACUUCUCCUACAAGAACCUCAGUCAGCUGGCAUGUAUCAAUCGUGAUUUGGUGUCCAAAGGUCAGAAACAUGGAAUAGCAACAACUUUGUAUCCAAGACAACAAACAAAUCAAUGCUACAAUUAUCUUUGAGGCUUUGGCGUUCCUACCUCCAGAGAGAGAUUAUCUAACUUUCUUUACUUUUUCGCAAUGCAUCUUUCAAAUAUGUUCAUAGAUUUUGAAUAAGAGACGCCAUUUUCAAACCAAAGCUAUAAAACUAAGCUAUAUGUAUUACAAAAGUGAAAAAGAUUUAAGCUGCAGAUAAGAUCAGAAUCAUCAUCUCUCGUUGUCUUCUGCCUUUUUCUCUGUAAAAGCAUCAAAUUUGAAACCAUGGUUCCUUCCUAUCAUGUGUAUGAAUACCUCUGGGACCUCUUUAAGAGUGUCAAACAGUUAUAUAUACUGUUGCUGUUGCACCCAUUCCCACCUAAUUUAUUACCGGAUAUGCAUUAGCUGCUUAACUCAUAAACUCUCAUGUUUGGUAGCCAAAAAAUGCAAAGGGUUGUUUUGUGGGGAAAAAUAAAAAAUUCACAAUGUGUUGGUUUCACUUUAAUCUACGAAAUAUUAAAAGUUUGUCUACAUUUUCAUCAAUAUAUCAUCCAUUCAUUCGUUUUAUAUAAAUCACUCGCAAAGUGUUUAUUUUUAUAUAAUUAACCUGUCACUUGGAAGUAUGGAUGUGAUAAGAGAAUAAAAAAUAACAAGUAGAAGACACAAGUUUUUCUUUUCGAUUCAAUAGAAAGAAAACAAAUUACACCAUUCUGUUAAUGCAUAAAUCAGACACACCUUCCUGAAGAACUAUCAUUCCUUCUACAAAAAGAUUCUAGUGAUAUUAUUUAAAUUUUAGAUAUUUUCAACUUAAUUAAUUUUGUUUCAAAGGUUGACGCUGCAUUACAAAAUCUGAAGUUAACAAUACAGAAAACAAAUAUUAUUCCGAAAACAGUGGACUAAUAGGCCUAAACAGAUCUGAGCACAACACCAAAUUAAACAAUCAGUUUAUUUUUGUCGGCAACAAAAGUCGGUUACAUAUGCUUUUUCCUUGCGUUUAUAAUACAAUUUCAUUUUCAUUUACUAUUUUUUGCCUAUUUUUUUACUAUUCACACUCAUAUUCCUAACCCUACGUAUUAUUUUCUCUUACUUGAGUUGUUUAUGCAAUCAUAAGAGUAUUUUGAGUAAGUUUUUAAUGAAAAUUCAAAAAUUGACUGUUUAAAAAAAAUUCUCACUAGAGAGAGAGAAUUUUCAUUUAAUGAAAAUUCGCACUAAAAAAUAAAUCUCAUUAUAUAAUUUUUUUUACUUUACUUGAACAAUCAUGGUAAUAUGUUAAGCAUUUGCUUUGCUUUUUUUAAUAAAUGCAAUAUUUUUUGAAUAAUCCAAAUUUUCAUGGUUCAAAGGUUCUAUUUAAAAGUUUUGUCCUAGGGCCUACGAUAUGUUUAAGCCGGCACUGACUAUAUCUUCACCCGAAUGGUUCCCUGAAAUAGGAGAGUUUCUAAAAUCAUAAUGAAUAUGUACCAAGCAGUAACUCAAGGGUUUCAACCACAUUCGAUAUGGAAAUACUUACUAAAAGUGGAACAAAAGUGACUUCUGAAUUGGACAUUCAAUUAAUUGUUAUUUUACCGGUUUAUGUAUUAUUAAUUUAAUCUCCGCAAGUACUUGUGAGUUUAUACUUUCAAUUUGAGUUUAUAUAUAUAUUUCUAUCUAUACUAUAAAACAGAAUCCCUUAUAGGAUUAUGCCCUUAGUUUUUGAAAGUAUUACAAAAGAAUAUCAUUUCCAUAUUUUGAUUUUUUAAAAUUAAUUUUGUCUAAAUAUUUUAGACCAAUCGCAGGAUUUAUUGUCUAAUCACUUUGCUUGCAGCAGUAUUUAUUAAUCUAUGUUUACUCCUAAUGUUCUCUCUUUUAAUUUCUUGACUGCUUCCUUUUAAAAAUUUUAAAGACCACGUAUUAACUACACUAUAUAUAUAUGAACUUGGGCAGCAUAACUUGUAUUAACUAAGGAACCAUAUUUGAGCUUUCUUAAUAUUUGAGAUUUUGCUUGACCAAAAACCUAGGGAUUUCAAAAAAUAUUUUUGAUUCAAAACUGGAGAAUCGACUAACCUAAUGCUAAUAUGCUAUAUAUACAACUACAGCUAAUUUAAGUUUUCUUAUCUCUAUUCCAAGCCGAAAAUAUCUUCUAUUAUGUAGGUCACCUCUUUGAAAUAGGUGAAACGUUUCAAAACAUCAUAUAAAUAUAUUUUUGAGAAUCUAUAUUAUUAAACCAUAGAUAAAACUUUUUUAUCCCUACAUGUUUUAUUAUAAAUUAUAUACGUUUCAAUAACUGAUAUAUAAUUAUUUAGUGUGUAAAAGAAAAUUAUAUUUUAUAUCAAUAUAUUAAAUGAAUUACAUAUCAUUCAUUCAUCGGUUCAACCGGUUAGUUUUAGGUUUUAUAGGGUUUUUUGCAGGUUUUAUCGGGUUUUUUUGCAGGUUUUAUCGGUUAAUCGGUAUUUUCUAAAACCCAAACAUGAUUACAUAUCAGAUUAUUGGUUUAGUGGUUUGACCGCUAGUACGGGUGGAGUAUAAAAACGAUGAUUCAAAUAAAAAAAAUUUAAGUAGAAAUAUUCCUAUACAUCAAAUUAACAAAACUUUUGAAAUAUUGUUAAUAGGAUUUUUCAUCACAAAAUAUCCCGCGCUUUGAAAGCGCGGAUCAAAAUCUAGUGAAGACAACUUAGACAAGAUUUAUGUUAACAUAUUACAGUUAUUGUUUCUACUAUUCGACCCUCUGGCCUCUGUCAUAAGUUAAAUACCAUUAUAUUCUUAUAGAUACCAACAUGUUCUCAAGGUUUCUUGUAAGUGACGGUAGACUAAGCCGCGAGCUGGACCAAGACUAAUUCGUGAUCGAACAUGCCAAUUUAGUGGAGUCCUUCGCGCUCCUCUGUUACAUGUUACACAAAAGGCAAUCAUACUUGACAAAGCUAAUCACAAAUUUUGAUGAAAAGUGACCAAGUAAGGGAGCAGAUAAACUUCCCAUACAUAGGCAUGAAAUCAUAGACAUGCAAGAAGCUUCUCGUCUCUGCUAAAAUAGUAAGCGCCUCUGUCUCAACUCUCUCACUGGAUACCUUCCUUCUGAUCUCAAUACCCGAGUUUUUUUUGGUCUCUUUUAAUUCAAGAUCACCAGUCCGUCUGUAGUAGGAAUGAACCUUACUUGGAUCACAAGUCUGAUAAUAUAUUUGAAGUAUUUGCAUAAGGUUACCAACUUAAUACAUAGAUCUGCUGGAGCAAAUUAAUUAAAGAGUAUGCUUUAAAAAGUAAGAACUAAGAACCUUUAUUUUCCCAAUUCAAUUUUGUUUAACACUAACAACUGAACCAGGAUAAACAAACAAUAGGAUCAAGACCAUCCCAUGAAUUAUUAGCAAUAAAAAAAAAAGUCUCAAACCGAAAUUAAACCGAAACA